Messenger RNA from Paraphaeosphaeria sporulosa, 893 nucleotides. RefSeq lists its product as uncharacterized. The coding region runs from base 156 to 695 and encodes 179 amino acids. The record is from RefSeq and is a predicted model, not a curated record. The transcript has 2 exons. NCBI's taxonomy places the organism in Eukaryota, Fungi, Ascomycota, Dothideomycetes, Pleosporales, Didymosphaeriaceae.
CAUUCUCACCGCCUGUCUCUACCAUGUCAUUGGCUGGCGCGUCCGUUUCAGCGACUUCUUGUACCACCCUUUCAUUCUCUCUAAUGUACUCUCACGGCUCGGUCUUCUCACGAUUUUCCUUUUGCACGCAGCAUUACUUGCGCAUAUCCGUUUGAAUGGAGACGCGCGACAUGCAGUUUCAGAGUCGCUUCACUGCAGCCGCCCGGUCAUCAAACCAAUCCAGCGAACGCGUUCGCCCUUUCAAGCUCUACAUACAUCCGCUUUCCGUUCUAGGAAGGCUCACCAUACUAAUUGUAUCACGUCACGAUUUCAACAUGUCACGCGCAGCCUUGCUACAUGGGCAGCAUCAUCGUACCGUCUUCCGCCGCGACAGCAUCCUCCUGAAAGACCAACCGCGAUACCACACACUUGCAUGGGUGGCGCUAUGGCCGACGAUACUUGAAAGUGUUGACGUGGUUUGUCUUCACAACCUCGUCAUAGCAUAUCCGAAAUAUGAGUCUACAAGCAAGGUUGAUUACUGUGUUGGACUCGCACCACCUCUCAAAUUACAUGACGCUUGCCAAGAACAUUCCAUAUUUAGACACAUGCUCCGACACACCAGGAUUCUUGAACCAAUUGUACAUGCGUCGCCCAAUCCUGCUUCGCGGAGCAUCUUAGCUCAAUCUCUGGAGAUCUGCUUGCCAGUUGCCUGCUAAGACGUGCUUGCGGCGAGCGCCGCGUUCAUGAAAACUACUCGCCAAUCUCACUGACUAGCUGGUGUCACCUGCCCUCCAGUGCCCGGAAACUGCUGAGCUGACAGAAACGGCAUCAAGAGCGACCCGCUCCAUGCCGAACAACCAGGAUACCGGGAUUGCAACCCGAUCGUAAAGUCGAGGCCUGCUGAGGCAAGCUGA